AUGGACCCAGGCCCGGGUACUGUAUUGCCUCGCCUCAAUCUCGAAUCUCCAUCGGCGCGGCUGGUGAGCUCUCGGCGUCUUCCCUCAGCCAUCCAUCCAUCCUUCACGGAUCUCUCUCUCCAGGCCAAAGACAAGACCCUCCCCAACAACAACACCAACAUCAACACCAAGGCCAACUGCCAAACAACUGCCGCAACCCGCAACGCAACGCAGCGCAACGCAGCGCAGCGGAACAUCUCCAUCUCUCUCUUUCUCUCUCUCUCUCCCAUCCCGCCAUCGUCAUCCAGCGCGAUGCGACACACAGCCGACGCUCCAGACGCCGUCAAGCACCUUUGUCGAAUGGGUGUGCCCAUACCUGACGUGCAGCUGCAUCGUGGCGGACCUUGUUGCGCUGAAUCGGCCAAUCCCACGCCAGCCAUCGGCCGCCUGACUGUCUUGCUUUGCUUCCCGUCCCUCAGCACCAAAAGCGGCAAGCCUGCUUUUUCGUCUUGCUGUCUCUGUCUCUCUCCAUUGUUGCGUCUUGGCUCUCGUGUCCUUCGUCCUGGUUCCCUGCCCCGGGUGGCUGCUGCUGUUGCUGCUGCUGCUGCUGCUGCUGCUGCUGCUGCUGCUGCUGCUACUGGCGGCGGCUCUCAUCUCUUGCUUGCCCGUCUGUCUGUGGGGGUGGCCUCUCAGGUGGCCGCAUCGCACCAGAUAUGCAUCACGGUGGCCAUUCGCUCCGUCGCGGCGGGCGACAAUCCUGUGCUUGCACCAUAG
Molecule: messenger RNA, 753 nt
Organism: Trichoderma aggressivum f. europaeum
Lineage: Eukaryota; Fungi; Ascomycota; Sordariomycetes; Hypocreales; Hypocreaceae
Exons: 3
Coding region: 1-753 (250 amino acids)
Source: RefSeq, a predicted model, not a curated record